AUGCAGCGCGUCGAUCCAUCAGCCGAUGAGCUUUCGUUAGAAUGGGGGGAGGAUACAAUUUACUGCGAAGCAACAUGCGCCCCCGAGGAUGUCUUGUAUGAGGGAUCGGACGACGAGGAUUACGAUAACCCAAUCUCGCGGAAGCUGCGAUACGAAGAAGCCGGGCAACGAUAUCUCGACGGAAAGACACCUUUCCUCAUUACAGCAUCACUCAAGGGCCCGUUCGACUCAAAAUCCGGCCGCUGGGUGAACCCGUGGCGAUCCAAACACCGCACAUCCGGGACAUCGCAAGGAGUACGGACAUCACCAGGCAAAUUAUUAAGGUCAGCACAAGUGAAGCGCAAUGUGUCAAUUCCGGAGACGAUCCUCACAGCACCGGGCGACAGCCUAGAGUGCCAUUUGCCAAGCCCCGAGAGCCUCAAACAGGCUUCAGUUGCAGGAGGGCAUGCGUAUUUGGAGGAAGAUGAACUGGCAAAGGUUCAAGAGUGGAGGGAAGCGAUAGAGCCUGGAGAUGCCGCAAGAGAUCGGUUCUGGACAUCAACACCACAGUCAUCAUUGUCGGCGAGAAAGAGGAAAGCGAAGAGUUCAUCAUGGCUAAAACAUUUGGCCACCAAACGACGGCGUACGGAUAUCAUGGAAUCCGGGUCUGUCAACACUCCUGUCCCACGACGAGCGCAUCCUAUCAACAUUAUCGAUGAUCAGAAUGACUAUGGUGAUGCGCCGACUACAUCUUUCAACAGCGUCCCGGAUCGCUUACCUUCCUCGGCUCUUGCUGCCAACAGAUUCUUUGCGCCGUCCCAAACUAGUGAUUGGGAGGGGGAUACUCAAGCUGCAACGGACGUGGAUGAACUGGUUCAGCCAGAUAGUCGGUCGUCUGCUGUUUCUUCCAACUCCUCAGCCAAGCGCAUCUCACCAGUUCGCGAUCUCGGGAAAUGCGCCCAAGACGAAGAGGCCAAGCAUGCAGAAGAUGAACUUUCUCGUGAUAAUGUUGCGCCUAUGCAGGCUGCCGCCACUUUAUCAUCGCCGAUAUCGCAAAGACAACACAUGCCAGCCACUGGUCGAAGUACCAAUUGUUCUCAACACAGCGUGCAACGACAAAGUCAAAUCAAGCCAGCGUCGCCCAGUCAACAACCUUCACAAAACUAUGAUGCGGAGUCUUAUCUGUCUAUAUCCUCGGAAGACGACAAAUCUUCCAGUCCCUCACCGGCUUUUGAAACACAAGAAGAUCAAAGCUUCUGCUUCAAGAUGCGGCCAAAGCAUAUUGCAGUGACUGAAAUCGUCGAAACAAGUUCUCUUGUGCCAACAUCAGUAUCUGCUGAAGAUCCCCAGGCCAGUGUCAGUGAAGAGGAAUCUUGGUCCGGCUUGUCCUCUGUGGACGAAGCCUCUGGAGUACUCGCUCAGGACGACGAUACGCCUCGAAGCAAGCCUAACAGCACCUCGAAGCCGGAUAUCAACAUGGCCGAUGCCCCUGUUACCGAACCGAUGGACUUGGACAAGCCUGGAAUGUCAAGUGACCUGUCGUCAAUUUCCAGCCAAGAGUUCACCGGGUUCGACCUCUCUGAAGAAACACCCGACGACCUUUGCGAUGAAGAUACUGCCAGCGAUUCGUCCGAGACUGGUUCAGAUACAGCGAUAAUGUCUUCUCCUACGCCAGUGGAAGAGGUGAUCAAGAUUGACGAUACCGAGUCUUCUAGUAGCUCCGAAGAGCCAGAUGCCAAACCACAAAAGGAGGAAAUCUGCGUUGCGGUUGAAGACGACAAUUCGAGCCGAGUUGAAGAGACCACAGAUUCCGAGGACGAAACGACGGAGGAGUCAACCGAUCAGGAGGAAGGAGACUCUGCGAAUUCAUCGACGGCAUCCGGUAACAAGUCUUUACAAGUUUCGCCUCAAAAAGACCAGAGCAAGGCAUCGUCAGUUCAGUGUACACCACCUAAAGCCAACAGUUCUAUCGCUAGCCCUUCUCACGGGGCUUCCCUCCUGAAAAGCUCAGUGAGGAAACACAUUUCGCAGAGCUCUUGGUCGAAGUUCGCUCGCAUUGUCGAGAGCCCUCUCGCAUCACCCACCGCUCGCCGUUUGCAGCGCAAAGAAAGCAACACUCCAUUGCCCAACACUCCGAUUACAAACAAGGUAUUAAGCCGGAUUGGAUCGAAUGCACGCGUUCCUCCCUCGCAGAAGCAACUGUCGAGCCCCAUCAAUGGAGAUGAAAAUGGCCAUCAAACAGAGUCGAGUCCCAAUCCCGGAACCAAAGCUGCAGAAUUGGGGCAAACGCCCUCUUCAAUCAUGCCGCCCACUGGCAUUCAUGCCAUUGAAGCUACGACGCCCCAAUCGGAAGUUCAACAAACGCCUCCAAGGGCACACGAUGCCAUGGAUGUUGACCAGCAAGACCCCAAAGGAGACUUGCCAGUUCCCUUUUCACAGCAGAGUCCAUGGGCGGAAAGCAAACUAUCUCAAUACGCAUCAAUGGCAAUGGAUCGACUACCUCCAAUCGACAGCGCUCAAGAAUCUACUCCGCUGAACGAGACGCACGACUCCUUCGCGAUGACAUCUCCAGCAGCCCAGACCCCCUGGGCAGAGGAGACGACCCGAAUACCCAAGAUGGGGCAGACACACAUACCCAUCAUUGCCGAGGAAGAUCACAUGGCAGUGGAUGUGCCGGACACUCCUGGGAUGGCAUUGAAUGCCAAUACUCAAGUUCGGAAUGAGGCUCCGGUUAUCACUCCAGCUCCGGUCGCUCGACCUGCUAUGCCUGAACCGCAGUUUUCCGUCAAGUCAUUCGCUUCGUUCAUGUCUUCUCCCGAAAGCCGUCCUCGUCAAGUCAGACGGGCCAGCUGGAGAGACUCGGGUUCUCGUCUUCCGAGCACACAAGGCAUUUUGGCCUCAGCGACCAAGAAUCCCUGGGAGCGCAGCAGUUCACAGCGUCGUGUGUCAUGGGCGCCUCUCCCUCAUGAAACCGAGGGACAGGAAAGCAUACCAGCAACCCCAACGCCUUUGGUAGUCCCAGCCCGCGCAGCGUCCCCUCCACCCACAACCCCAAUCGAGGACCUCCCUACGUCGCAAAACGCCAAGUUCCGCAAGCACUUCAACGCUGUGGCCCGUCGGAGCAACAUGGCCCAUGGAAACGCCUCCUAUCAGCGCCUACUGCCCUCGGAGUCGCAGCGCACUGUCGGAAGUCCCGAACCGGACGCCAUGGCGGAGACGUUUCUCACGGCCGACCAACUCCGACAGAAGCAGCAGCAGCAGCAGCAGCAAAACUGCAACCAGCACCACUUGGCGGAUCACACUAAGAGCGACCGCGAGACGGAUGAGUCACAGGAUCCUCUGGACAUGGUGGAGGACGUUUUCCGCGAGAUUGGCGACUUUCUGGAGAAGUGGGAUGUGGACAACACCAAGACACCCCAACCCGCUCAGGGGCCACAGAGCCCUUGGUGA
Fusarium falciforme is the source of this 3429-nucleotide messenger RNA. RefSeq lists its product as hypothetical. The record is from RefSeq and is a predicted model, not a curated record. The transcript has a single exon. The coding region runs from base 1 to 3429 and encodes 1142 amino acids. Lineage: Eukaryota; Fungi; Ascomycota; Sordariomycetes; Hypocreales; Nectriaceae.